Adineta ricciae is the source of this 1728-nucleotide messenger RNA. The record is from the annotation of a GenBank genome assembly. Lineage: Eukaryota; Metazoa; Rotifera; Eurotatoria; Adinetida; Adinetidae.
AUGAGUAAGAACAAACGACCUCGUGCAUCGACUGUCGACGAUAAAAAGAAAAAGAAAUCCAAACAAAACUAUCCCGUCACUCGUUUCGAACAUUUGGCAAAUGAACUCAUCUACGAAAUCUUCGAUUAUCUCGACGUUCAUGACCUUCAUCAAUCUUUCUUUUCACUCAAUGCACGCCUCCGACAUCUCUGUCUACAUGCAAAUCUUUCUCUUCGAAUCGGAAUGGCAUCAUCGUCGAAAACGACAUUCGAACGCUAUUUCGAUGAUAUUAUCGUGCAUCAUCAACAUCAGAUUCGAUCGCUCUAUCUCUACAAUCCGUUCGUCAUCGAUUACUUUACCUUGUCACAAUGUUCUCAACUGGAAACGUUAGCUCUAGGUAACAUUGGGUGGGAGCGUCUGGAAAUUCUUCUCACUACUUUGGUGUCUGUAUCAAGUGUUCUGUCAUUAUCGAUGUGUAUUGGAGAUGGUAGGGUACAAACAACGAUCUACAGCUUGAUAUUUCAAUUUCCUGCGUUGAAAUACUGCAAACUAAACUUUCAAACAAAUUCGCCAUUGAACUCCUUAUCGGUUUCAACAAACUCAACAAGUCCGAUUGAACGAUUAAUUAUCAUUGAUAAUUACAGUUUUGAUGAUAUCAAUAUGAUUCUUCCAUACGUUCCAAAACUACGUUACUUGUUUAAUGACUCAGCACGUAUUUUGCUGAUAGGAAAUCGUUGGUCACUGGGAAAUGUUGAAGCCUUCGUCAGACAACAUUCGAAUCGCAUACGCGUCUUGGAUGUUACGCCGGUGGCAGGUGUGAACGAUUUACAGACAUGGGAAAAGUCCAUCCUGUCACAUAUUCCAUAUGUUAGUACCGUCAAUUUUACACACGACAAAUCAAUAGCCUGCCGUUUAACAGACGAACUCUAUCAAUACAUUCGCGAUCGCUCUUUUAUGAUUACAUCAGAAACAAAACAAUACUUUUUUACUCAUGAACCAAUGUCUGAAGUGUCUCUACACGAAAUAGUUUCUUCUUGUCCAUUAAACAAACAUAAAGAUUUCCGAAUAGAUAGUAAAUUCGCUACAACUACUUUCGAAUGUCAUGACAAAGUAGAUACUGAUUCUAUUCGUCAUUUAUUGAUCAAUGAUCUGACAAAAGUUCAUCAAUGUACGCGAUAUUUCUCAAAGACAACGGAAUUAACAAUUGACGAUAAAAAUACUACAGACAAAUCACACAUAAUCAAAGAUUUGCCCCGUAUUCUUUCCCUCAGUCAACUAACGAACUUAUCUAUGAGACAGAUUGACCAAGAAUUUGAGAUAUUUAUCAAAUUACUACGGUUAUCACCAAAUGUUCAUACAAUCAAAUGGGUAUCCAUCGAAAAAACACCAAAAAAUAUUACUUCGCUAGAAAAGAGACAAAAUUUUCAACUCUUAUCAAAGCAAAAUCAAGUUAAAACCAUUAUAAUUACGCAUGAUUAUACAAAGAAAAUGAUGGAAGUAUUAGUUCAUCUCUGUCCUCGAGUUCAAUACAUUUCUAUUGGCCGAUCUGAGCGAUCACUGGAUGCUACUGUGCAUUAUCUCCUGUCAGAAAUCAAUGGUGCUACUCUUCGUCUGUUUUCGCUGUGCGUUCGACGAGCAUGUUCAAAUUGGAUGGCAUAUUGGAAAAAUCAAAUCGAAUCAGAGGGUGUUUUCAAUGACUAUUCGAUCAAAGUCAUUGAUAAGAACUUUUAUUUAUGGUGGAAUGAUUAA